Molecule: messenger RNA, 336 nt
Organism: Ostertagia ostertagi
Lineage: Eukaryota; Metazoa; Nematoda; Chromadorea; Rhabditida; Trichostrongylidae
Source: the annotation of a GenBank genome assembly
AUGGAAUGCACUAUAGUGUCACUUGGAAUAGGGAAAGAUGUUGAAGCAGAAAAGUCAAUGCGAGCAGCGAUGCCCAACUGUGAAUUCUGGGGUGCUGAUCCUGUCCUAGAAACCAAUGCCGACAUCUUUCCUGAGGUUGGGAAAUUCUACAACAUUGCUGUUGGUGCUGAAAAUGGGACCUUCAGAUCUUGCACGAGUGAAAGACAUUUGCAGAUGAACAUCGAAGUACACAGACCUAAUGCCGAACAACUAAAGCAGUUCUUUGAUUUCUAUCAACAGUUGAUGGAGGAAAAGCAAUGGACACUGAUGAGCGCGUCGUCUAUCAUUGGACAUUUG